AUGGUUCUCUUAGACCUGUCCUCUGCCUUUGACACGGUCGACCACACCAUCAUGGUCAAUAGGCUGCGUGAUCUGGUGAAGCAGUGGCUGAAUGGAAAUAGCCUUCAAUUGAACUCCGAGAAAACUGAGACACUUGUUGUUGCCCCUGAUGAUGCCAUUCCUGGCAUCAAGCAGCAGUUGGGUGACUUGGGCUCAACUGCUGCUGAACUCAUCAGAGAGAUUCCACACCACCAUCUAGUGUCUCCUGACAACUUGACCUACAAACAGCCCAGCAUUCUGAGUGGUCGUACAGAUGUGGUGACGGUCACGCCAUGGUUGGCUCCUGUGGUGUGGGAGGGAACCUUUUACCCAGAUCUGCUGGACAGCAUCUACAAACCCCAAAACCUGACGGUGGCCGCCACGGUCUUCGCUGUGGGGAAGUACACCAUGUUCCUGAAAGACUUCCUGGAAACUGCGGAGCAGCACUUUUUUGUUGGUUUCAAUGUGCACAUCUAUGUGUUCACCGAUCGGCCUGAAGAAGUGCCCAAAGUAGAAAUGGCUGCAGGCAGAAGGUUGACGGUGCGUUUGGUGCCCAGUUCCAAACGUUGGCAGGAGAUCAGUGCUCGCCGGAUGGAGAUCAUCCAGACGCUGAUAGAGGUGGAGCUUCAGGAUGUCAUGGACUACAUCUUCUGUUUGGAUGUUGACUCAAAGUUCCGCGGGCGCUGGGGCACAGAGUCGCUGGGUGAUCUGGUUGCCAUCAUUCAUCCAGGAUACUAUUACACUGACCGCGGCCACUUCCCCUAUGAACGGCGUCCUGAGUCCACGGCCUUCCUGGCACCUAACGAAGGUGAUUUCUACUACUGUGGCGGUGCUUUCGGGGGCAUUCUGGAGCAGGUUCGCCUCCUCACAAAGACCUGCCGUGCCAACUUUGAGGCUGAUACCUUGAAAGGCAUUGAGGCAGCUUGGCAGGAAGAAAGUCACCUGAACAGGUACAUGUGGAUCAACAAACCCACAAAGCUUCUGUCACCAGAGUACCUUUGGCAAGACUUUGCUCCCAGAAGGCGUGAGCUAAAGAUCAUCCGCUUCUCUGGAGUCGUCAAGAACUACGCUGCAAUCCGACCCAACGUCUGAGGGUCCUGAACCAUGGAACCGGUCUGCACUCAGCAUUUACACUG
This is a messenger RNA of Thalassophryne amazonica, 1154 nucleotides long. RefSeq names its product globoside alpha-1,3-N-acetylgalactosaminyltransferase 1-like. Gene Ontology annotation, cellular component: Golgi apparatus; vesicle; membrane. The record is from RefSeq and is a predicted model, not a curated record. The transcript has 9 exons. The coding region runs from base 1 to 1110 and encodes 369 amino acids. Gene Ontology annotation, biological process: carbohydrate metabolic process. Lineage: Eukaryota; Metazoa; Chordata; Actinopteri; Batrachoidiformes; Batrachoididae. Gene Ontology annotation, molecular function: hexosyltransferase activity.